AUGCUCGCCCAUCUCGCCCAGGCUUCGCGUCGACCGACCCGGUCAUGGAUCUCUGCCCUCGCCCCGCGGCGGCACUACGCCGCGGGUCCCGACAGCGCCGACCCGUUCAAAGAGGGUCCCAGCUACGCGCUCUGGCUGCGCACGGAGGGCGUGAAGUACAAGGAACCCCACCGGCCUAACAACUGGCUCGGGGGCGAACCGUUCCCCCUGAACCCGACUUUCAAGCCGCCGACUCCCAUUUCGGACACUGUCCGGGGGGCGAUCUGGAAUGAAUACAUGCGCGACCCGGAGAAGUUCAACGUGCGCGUCCUAGCGCAGCGGCACGGACUGAGCAUCGCGCGUGUGGACGCGAUCCUGCGGUUGAAGGGGCUCGAGGAGCAAUGGCGAAAGGAGAAAAAGCAACUCCAGACCGGCUUCCUGCAUGGCAUGGAGUAUGUUCUUGGCGUCACUGACAAGGAAUCGUCGGCGAGACAUCUUCGUUCCGGCGCACAAGAACUGGGUGAAGAUGCUGUCGAGGCCGACGCGCUCUCCGAGAGUACCAAGGCGUUGGCGCGUGACCGUUACCAACGGUUGUUCUGGGAGCCCGUAAAGGAAGGACAGACACCCAUAGUGCCCACCGCACUGGUGCGCGCCGCCGAGGACGCCGUAAAGCUCGAUGCGAGGCGAGAUGCUGCGAAGCUCAAGAAGCUUCGCGGUAUCAGCACUGAGACCGCGCCUGAGCACGUCGUUGAGCGUGCUGGUCGCCCCACUAUGCGCUUCGUCGACGUCGGUGUGAAGUUCCUGGACGUCGACGACCGACUGAAGCGUGUCAAUGCUGCGAAGCGACGCUCGCUGAUGAAACGCCGGCGGAGAACCCCCGAUAUUACGGAACAGGGUCAGCAAAGCGAGGCUGGCGAAGCCUCUAGCGCCUCUGCUUAGCCCUCAUCUCACGGACCUUUACUUUACACAUCUGGAAUUUAAUCACCCACCGUUUCCCCUAGGAUACAUGGCGAUCGGC
Molecule: messenger RNA, 997 nt
Organism: Trametes versicolor FP-101664 SS1
Lineage: Eukaryota; Fungi; Basidiomycota; Agaricomycetes; Polyporales; Polyporaceae
Exons: 4
Coding region: 1-918 (305 amino acids)
Biological process (GO): mitochondrial translation
Cellular component (GO): mitochondrial small ribosomal subunit
Molecular function (GO): structural constituent of ribosome
Source: RefSeq, a predicted model, not a curated record